AUGGCGUUCAUGUGUGGAUCCCGCGCAGGCGCUCCGACGGGGCGGACUGAAGCCCAGAGACCCGCGCCCUCAGCUUCCAAGGGGGCCCGGGCACCAUGCGGAUGUGGGAGGAGGGUCCGCCAUCACAGACUAGCUUGUAGCUGGCCGCGCAAGUCCUUCCGCUGCCCGAGGAAGCGCGACGGCCCGGCCGCCACCUUCUGCUGCGGGAGCUGCCGCCGUCCGUACUGUUGCGCGGCCGCCGAGGAUCGCCUGGACCAGCCGCGCUGCGGGGCGCAGCCCCAGCCCGGACCCGAGGCCGGCGCUUCCCCUCCGCCGCUUUUGCAAAUCUUGCGGGUCAUGACCUGGUUUUGUUCCGGCGUGCUGGCUUUUCUGCUGGGCUUUGUGGGCCUCCGUUACCUCUACUUCUGCCUGGAGAGCUGCCUCGAGUCCUUCAUGGAGGAACCCCCACAAAUCCCAAUGGAUGAGAUCGACAGAUCGGCUGGGUGUCCCAUCACGGACCACCGACAGAUCUCGCUUGACGACCCGCCGCCUCCUUACAGCGCCUGCGUGAGCACUGGCCCCCCGUCUUUGGGCGCUGGAGACUGCCAGCGUUCCCGAAGCCUGUCUUCUACCUUGGACCACGAGACACUUGUCCAGUUCCGUCGUGGCACGCCAGAAACCCCAGGGAUGGGGUAACCAACCCUCUUGCUUUUGGCCAACGUCGGCCCCUUCCAUCUAGAACAGAUGUUACUUCUUACCCAAACUAGAAACCAUCAUUUGACUCAAGACGAGACUUGCUUUUAAGCUUACAGAAUCAGACUAGCUUUGUACAAUGUUUUUAUCAGUGUGUGUUACAUAGGCAAGAUGUUGCAUUUUUAAAUUUAGUGCCCUGCGUCCUGACUUCAGUCCUUCCCCUUUUUCCUGAUAACGAGGCACUGGUGUGCCAGAAGAAGCCUUGGCCCAAGUGAGCCCCUGGUGGAUAGCCCUCUGAGUGAAUGCUGGACUACAUUGCCUAUGAGCCACACCAACAGAUGUGAGGAAUGCUGAGAGUUAAAGAGAAAGAGGGCCACCCUUCACCUACCCCUAUCUCACCGAUAUCCUGGAAUGUGCCCUGAGAUAUUUGCUACGAUGGCUCUAUAAUGGAGUUUGCUUAGAGCAGUGGUCCCCAACCUUGGGCCUCCAGCUGCUCCUGGACUACAACUCCCAGAAGCCUUCACCACCACAU
This is a messenger RNA of Pogona vitticeps (central bearded dragon), 1204 nucleotides long. The record is from RefSeq and is a predicted model, not a curated record. Lineage: Eukaryota; Metazoa; Chordata; Lepidosauria; Squamata; Agamidae.